UCGGGACAAUAGCUAGUUGGCAUAAUACACUAGCGCUACCAACUACGUACGCUGUGUAUCUGUGUACCAUUCAUUUGCAGUAGGUUUGAGCUGGGAUUGCUCAGUCGGUAUAACGGUGAUCGUGUUAUUUUGUAGAUUUUUAUACAUAAUAUUACACAUCAAAUUAGUUCUAGUUAUCUUGUUAAAUGUACGUCUUCGGGGUGAAUUUUAUAAUCUUAAUGUAAACUUCCAGGCGAGGAAUAUAUUUUACUCCAAAAUAACAGAAUGGAUGAACAAGCGUGUCCUCGGUGUAAGACUACAAAAUACAGAAACCCUUCACUGAAGCUUAUGGUGAACAUUUGUGGCCAUGCUUUAUGUGAAAGCUGUGUGGAUCUACUUUUCCUUAAGGGAUCUGGUUCUUGCCCUGAAUGUAAUGUACCAUUGCGGCGCAGCAAUUUUCGAGUUCAGCUCUUCGAAGACUCCAUGGUUGAAAAAGAAGUUGACAUAAGAAAAAGGGUUUUAAGAGAUUUUAACAAGAAAGAAGAAGAUUUCAGUACCUUACGAGAAUAUAAUGACUACUUGGAAGAAGUAGAAACUAUUGUAUAUAAUUUAACUAAUAAUGUAGAUGUUAUUGCAACCAAUAAAACAAUAGAGCAAUACAAGAAAGAAAAUAAAGACUUGAUUUUGAAAAAUAAGUCUAAAAUAGGGAGAGAAGAGAUGGAAUUGGAAGAACUCCUUGAGGAAGAAAAACAGCAAGAUGAAAUCAGAAAGAGAGAAUUAGUGAGAUUUGAACAAGAAGAGAAGAAGAAGAAGGUAAGGGUUAAAGAGGCUCUUAUUGACGAAUUAAUGUUUUCUAAUGCUGAUGCAAAAAAUAUUUUGGAAACAUUUGCAAAUAGUGUACAGACAACAAAGGAAGAAGUGAAGGUAGUUCCUGCCAUUAGAGCAACUCAGUUCUCUACAGGUAUCAAGUUUGGACGCCAAAGGCAACAGAAUUUCUUACCAGUGCCCAAAAUUGAGGAAGGACCUUUGUAUGUGUAUGAAGCUCCAAGACAACCAACUGAUGGCCCUUUACCACCUACCUGGGAAGAUCUUGAAGUAAAGGGCUACAUAAACCACAUGGAGAGUGAAAAGGAUGAACAUCGAGCUGGUGGAUACAGAUCCAAUAUUUCUUGCCUUCGAGCCCUGCAAGAAGCUUUAGCAGGUUUAUAUCACGUAUCAGAUAGAACAGAGCUUGUUAGUUGAUAGGUUUGUUAGCAAACAGAGCAAUGUUAUCAUAUUUGUUUCAUUAUUUUGGUUCACAUGUAUGUAAGGUAUGGACUAAAGAAUUUGAUGUGUUUUUGUUGUCCCUCACAAUGAAUGUUGAAUUUAUUGUGUAUGUGUAAUAGAGAAUUUUAUGUUCUGGAUAUUUGGAAUAUAGUAAAUCAGGCAUUAGUAUGCUUAAUUUAGAUCAUUAGUACCCAAAGUGGGGUGUACCACCCACUGAGGGGUGGUGGAAUUACGAAGGGGGUUGCUGGACAUGGGCCCAUCCGAGCACAUUGUUUGCUUAUUUAUGAUUGAAGUGACUUCUGAUGAAAGACCAGACAGUUGGAAACUGGCACCAGUUCAUCAUCCCAUACCUCACAUUAAGAAUGUAUUGACAGUGAAGUUACUAAAUGUGAAUCUUAUGUUAUUGUUAAUACUUGCCCUACUGGUUGUGCAAACUGCUGUUUUGAAGAAUGCUUUUUAUGAGGUAGGGCAGGGGAACGGGGGAUGAGUAUAUGGAACCAAGGGGGUGGUGGUCAGAAGCAUUUUUGGAACCACUGGUUAAUCACAGAGACAACAUUACCUUUACUUGUUGAUGAUAGGACCUAAGGCUGGAGUUCUGCUGAAAAUAGAUUAGAAGUCUAUAUUACUCUUGUGAACAUUGUGGUAAUGAACCUUCAGCUGUCAUGAAGGAUGGGGAAUUUGUUGACUUCAUGUGCAAAUAUUAGCUUCUCAAUAAAGAUUCUGUUCAAGUGG
Messenger RNA from Cryptotermes secundus, 1977 nucleotides. RefSeq names its product CDK-activating kinase assembly factor MAT1 (gene Mat1). Gene Ontology annotation, molecular function: cyclin-dependent protein serine/threonine kinase activator activity. Bases 265 to 1221 code for a protein of 318 amino acids. NCBI's taxonomy places the organism in Eukaryota, Metazoa, Arthropoda, Insecta, Blattodea, Kalotermitidae. Gene Ontology annotation, cellular component: transcription factor TFIIH holo complex. The record is from RefSeq and is a predicted model, not a curated record. The transcript has 3 exons. Gene Ontology annotation, biological process: regulation of transcription by RNA polymerase II; nucleotide-excision repair; positive regulation of cyclin-dependent protein serine/threonine kinase activity.